CACAACGAAUCAGUCUAGCGUGAACCAUGGCGCAGUGUGAAAUAAAAUUCGAUAGGAACCCAUAUGGGGUUUACUUGGCAGGACAAACAAUUUCGGGACAAGUUGAAUUAAAUAUAUUUAAGAUUAAGAAAGUUAGAGCUGUAACCCUGAGGAUUGUUGGCUAUGCAAAGUGUCGUUGGACUGAAAGUGAUUCCCAUGGUACAAGAGGGCAAACAAGGACAACUGUAUACCACGGAAGAGAAGACUACUUAGCAUCCUUAACGGACUUGGUGGGGCGAUCGCAAGAUGGAAGUACAAUAGAAUUGGCGCCUGGUAUGCAUUCCUAUCGCUUUACGUGCGAUCUCCCACACCAACUACCAACAUCUUUUGAAGGAUCAAAAGGAUACAUAAGAUACUACGUCAUUGUAGCCCUCGAGAGGCCAUGGAAGUUUGAUCAGAAAUUCAAAGUAGCAUUUACAGUUCUAAAGCAGUUUGAUUUGAAUUUCGAAUCACCAGUUCUAAGGCUCCCAUGCCAGGUGAGUAUGGAAAGAAGUUUCUGCUGUGGCCCAUGCAAAACUGGUCCAAUAUCUAUAAUUGCCCACACCUCUCAAUCUGGAUAUGUUCCUGGCCAAAUGAUUAGUGUUCAUGCUGAAAUCGCCAAUGCAAGUACGGUAAAAGUUGAGGAAAUUAGAUUUUCUCUAAAGAAGCUAAUACGCUAUACUAGUCAAACACCAAGGACGAAAACCAAAGAAGAGACCCUUACAAUAUCCGAAGGAAGGAUAUCGGGAAUGAAGAAGAAGCAAAGUGGAAAAUUCGAACAGCAUCUUCAGAUCCCUCCUCUUCCACCAACAAGUGUAAGCCUGUGCCGAAUAAUAACUAUAUCCUAUGAAGUGAAGAUCGAAGCAAAAGUGUCUGGAGCACAUUUGAACCCAGUUGUGAAGAUCCCAAUAACCCUUGGUACUGUUCCAUUGAGGGAUAAUGUGUAUAAUGUUGUACCAGGAACACAGGGUAUACAACCACCAAUUCAGAUGGAACCGAUCCUAAAUCCAAUAUCUCAUCCUUCAUCUGAUCAAAACUUACCUCCUCCAUCUUAUGAGGAAUGCAUUUUUGGGACAGUCCAGGUAAAAGACGAUGAAGAUGAUGAGAAAACAGUCAUGUCGUGCACAAAGUAUGCACCUCGCUAUCCUGUCUACAACUGCAACAACUGGCCAAAAACAGGAGUGCAAGAUGAGAACAAACCAAUAGGAUUCAUCAUAAAUCCGGCGGAUGUUCCACCAAACCAUAAUCACAGUGUACAAGCUGCUGUACCUCAGUUACAACCUCAUGACUAUCCUAAAGGUGGAAAUGCGAUUGAGAAUAAGGCAAUUGAACCCUUGACACUUCCUGACCUUCCUGAUUUCCCAAAAUCCCCAAAAUAGACCAAUUUGGGAGUUGAAGAGUUUUAAAUAUGAUUUAAUUUUUGUAUUUAGCAAGAUAAAUAAAUAAAAGGUGCAAUAAUUAAGAUUAA
This is a messenger RNA of Lutzomyia longipalpis, 1486 nucleotides long. Its product is annotated as arrestin domain-containing protein 3-like. The record is from RefSeq and is a predicted model, not a curated record. The coding region runs from base 27 to 1397 and encodes 456 amino acids. Gene Ontology annotation, cellular component: cytoplasm. NCBI's taxonomy places the organism in Eukaryota, Metazoa, Arthropoda, Insecta, Diptera, Psychodidae. The transcript is spliced from 5 exons. Gene Ontology annotation, biological process: protein transport.